AUGACAUCGGCCCCCAAAAGGGUCCCUAUCCCCCGUAGGGGAGUAGACUACCGAGGCAAGAUUGUCCUCGCGCCCAUGGUUCGCUCGGGGGAGAUGCCAUCUCGACUGCUAGCCCUUCACUAUGGCGCAGAUUUGGUAUGGGGUCCGGAAACCGUCGAUCGAUCCAUGAUUGGAACCACCCGCAGAGUCAACGAGACCCUCAAGACUAUCGACUUCACCCGACUGCCUUCAAAUGGCUCCAAAGACCCAUGUAAAAAUCGGCCCGAGAGUCUCAUCUACCGCCUACAUCCCGAGCGAGAGGGCGCCCGCCAUAUCUUCCAAAUAGGGACCUCCGACCCCGAAAGAGCUGUCCAAGCCGCCCGUCUCGUUGCCGGCGAUGUGGCCGGGAUUGAUGUAAAUGCUGGCUGCCCGAAACCAUUCAGUACAAGUGGAGGGAUGGGUGCGGCGCUCCUGCAGACUCCCGACAAGCUUUGCUCAAUUCUAGAGGCACUGGUGAAGGAGAUAACCCCGGAAUUCGAGAUUGGGAUUAGUGUCAAGAUCAGACUAUUGGAGACACCAGAGUUGACAGAGACUCUGGUGCGUAAACUAUGUGCUACCGGUAUUACUGGCCUUACGGUUCACUGCCGAACGACACCUAUGCGACCCCGAGAGCGAGCUAUUCGGGAGCAAUUGAAGAUGAUCACAAACAUUUGCCGGGAAAAUGGAGUGGCAUGUCUUAUGAAUGGCGAUGUAGAGGGUCGAGCACAAGCCGAGCAGCUUAUUACCGAAUAUGGCGUAGAUGGUGCUAUGAUUGCAACAGCUGCAGAGACAAACCCGAGUUGUUUUAGGUCCGAGGCCGAUGGGGGGUUAGCGCCGUGGACCGAAGUUGUUGAGCAAUAUAUGAAAACCGCUUUUGAGGUUGAGAAUCGAUUUGGAAACAGCAAGUACUUGCUCGGCCACCUAAUCCCUGGGAAGCAGCCGGCACACCGAGAAGUUACGGGUAGUAAGUGCUACCACCAAGUUUGCAAGAUUCUAGGCCUGGAAAAGCUCGAGGAUUUAGCCAAAGAGGUUGACGAGAGAAUUGGAAUCACUCCGGGAGCCGAGACCCAAGGAAGACGAGGCAAGAAGAAUAAGAGCGCCCUGGCAGCAGGUGGCAAUCAAGGGAAGAUCAGAUCACUCGAGGCUGGGCAUAAAAAGAACCUUUCCGAAAGAGGCGUUCAGAACCAGGCACCUGUAGCCCUGAAUGUCUGA
Messenger RNA from Venustampulla echinocandica, 1230 nucleotides. RefSeq lists its product as uncharacterized. The record is from RefSeq and is a predicted model, not a curated record. Lineage: Eukaryota; Fungi; Ascomycota; Leotiomycetes; Helotiales; Pleuroascaceae. Gene Ontology annotation, cellular component: cytoplasm. Bases 1 to 1230 code for a protein of 409 amino acids. Gene Ontology annotation, molecular function: tRNA dihydrouridine synthase activity; flavin adenine dinucleotide binding. The transcript is spliced from 2 exons. Gene Ontology annotation, biological process: tRNA dihydrouridine synthesis.